Dipodomys spectabilis (banner-tailed kangaroo rat) is the source of this 930-nucleotide messenger RNA. RefSeq names its product olfactory receptor 7E24-like. NCBI's taxonomy places the organism in Eukaryota, Metazoa, Chordata, Mammalia, Rodentia, Heteromyidae. Bases 1 to 930 code for a protein of 309 amino acids. Gene Ontology annotation, molecular function: olfactory receptor activity; G protein-coupled receptor activity. The record is from RefSeq and is a predicted model, not a curated record. Gene Ontology annotation, cellular component: membrane. Gene Ontology annotation, biological process: G protein-coupled receptor signaling pathway. The transcript has a single exon.
AUGGAGACAAAAAACUUAACAAGGGUCUUGGAAAUUCUCUUCCUGGGACUGACAAAUGAUCCAGAACUACAGUCUGUCCUCUUUGGUCUGUUCCUGUCCAUGUACUUGAUCACCGUGCUUGGAAAUCUGAUCAUCAUCCUGGCCAUCCGGUUUGAUCCCCACCUCCACACCCCCAUGUACUUCUUCCUCUCCAUCCUCUCCUUGGCUGACAUUGGCUUCAGCAGCAGCACCAUCCCCAAGAUGCUGACAAACCUCUGGACACACCUCAAAUCCAUCAGCUAUGCUGGCUGCCUAACACAGGUGGCCCUUUUUAUUUGGUUUGGAUGCUUGGACAGUCUGCUCUUGGCAGUGAUGGCCUAUGACCGCUUGGUGGCGAUCUGUCAACCUCUCCACUACACACUUAUCAUGAACCCUCGCCUCUGUGUCUCCUUGUUGCUGCUGUUAUUGUUCAUUGGCCUUUUGGAUUCCUUGGCUCAAUGCUUGAUGGUGUCACAAUUUAACUUCUGUACAGAUGUAGAAAUUCCUAGUUUCUUCUGUAACACUCCUCAACUCCUUAAGCUUUCCUGUGAUUAUACUUCCACUAAGAACAUCUUCAUCUUUCUCUUUGCUAUAGUCUUUGGUGGGCUUCCAGUCUCCGGGAUACUGUACUCUUAUGCUCGCAUUGUUUCCUCUAUUCUUGGAAUUCCAUCAGCCAGUGGAAAAUACAAAGCCUUCUCCACCUGUGGCUCUCACCUCUCAGUUGUGUGCUUGUUUUAUGGAACAGCCAUUGGGGCAUAUUGCAGUUCAAUUAUUUCUGAUGCCAACAGGAAAGUGAUGGUGGCCUCUGUGAUGUACACCAUGGUCACCCCCAUGCUGAACCCCUUUGUCUACAGUUUAAGGAACAGGGACAUCAAGAGAGCACUUAAGAAGCUGGUGAGUAUGACAGCCUAA